Danio aesculapii is the source of this 1963-nucleotide messenger RNA. RefSeq names its product nucleoporin 85 (gene nup85). The record is from RefSeq and is a predicted model, not a curated record. Gene Ontology annotation, cellular component: nuclear pore outer ring. Gene Ontology annotation, biological process: positive regulation of DNA-templated transcription; protein import into nucleus; mRNA export from nucleus. Gene Ontology annotation, molecular function: structural constituent of nuclear pore. NCBI's taxonomy places the organism in Eukaryota, Metazoa, Chordata, Actinopteri, Cypriniformes, Danionidae.
CAGACAGCAGGCAUCAGGGGUCCUUCUUCAGACUCACGGCGCUCGAUUCUGACUGCUGGAAGUGUUGAAUAUCUAAUUAAAAUAAUAUUUUUCACUAAUAUUCAGGAGGAUUUACCAUCUACGGGUUAUGGAGGAGGUGGACGUGGAGCCCAGCACCACGUUUGUUCCCGCUGCUGGAGUUCAUCAGAAACACUUGGGCUUUGAAUGGGGACCUGGAGAUCUGCUAGUUUACGAGACUAACUACAAACUAAAAGGUUCGAGCUCUGCCGGCUCUCCGCUGGUGCACGUGGUGAGGAAAGAUGAAGACAUCUGCUCGCCCAUCCUGUGCAAGCUCUUCAACGAGUCGCAUCUCAUCUUCAUGGGGCUGCAGAAGAUCAAAGAGGAUGCGCCCAGCAAAAACAAGAAGACGCAGUUUGUAAGCAUCAGCAGGAACUACAGGUCUGUGAUCAGAGCCUGUAUGGAGGAGCUCCAGCAGAACGCAGUUUCAGCACAAGAUGGAUCUUUAGCAUCGCAGUAUGGAGAUCAGGUCUCUAUUCUCCUGGCCAUCGAGCUGAUCUGGAACCUGUGUGAGGUUCUGUUCAUCGAGGCAGCUCCAGCCGGAUCUCUUCUUCUCCACUUGCUGAACUGGGUGCGUCUGCAUAAGUCAGAUGUGGACACCAGAGCCAGAGAAGUGCUGCAGAGCGAAAACCCCACUCAACACCAGGCCUACUGGGACGUGGUGACCAGUUUAGUCCUGCAGGGCCGCAUGGAUGAAGCUCGUCAGAUUCUGUCCAAACAGGCGUCUCUGCGGAUGGAGAGCAGCUCAGUGUUCAAGCGCAUGGACACACUCUUACAGACUAUGCCCAUAUUCAACCCUGCAGGAGCUCAGACUCUGACUGAGUUUGAUGUGAAAUGGAGACACUGGCAUGAGGAGUGUGACCGCUGUCUUCAGGACCACACAUUCGCCAGCAGCGCAGAGCUGGAGACUCUCUGCAAGAUUCUGCUGGGUGAUGAAGAUGUGAUUCUGGAGCAGAAGGAUCUGAUGAGCACCUGGUAUCAUUUUCUGGUGUCUCGGCUGCUCUUCACUCACCCCACCAUCAAACCUCCUGACCUGCACUACUACGCUCAGUCAAGUAUGAACAUGUUUCUGGGUCCACGGGCGACGCCAGAGCCUCUGGACAUCAUCCUGCUGUCUGCGUUUGAGUUUGACCUGCAUCAGGUGAUCAAAGACUGCAGCAUCGCGCUCAACAACUGGUGGUUUGUGGCUCAUCUGACAGACCUGCUGGAUCACUGCAAACUCCUGCAGUCACACAACCUGCAUUUUGGGUCCAAUCUGCGUGAGUUUCUGGUUCUGGAGUACGCCUCGGGUCUCUUCACACACCACAGACUGGGAUCCGCACUGUCCUGGAGCAUCAGAGCUAAAGAUGCCGCCCUCGCUACGCUCAUCUCCGAGAGGUUUCUUCAGGAUUACAGUAAUAAAGGCUCUUUCGCAGAUCUGGAUGUGUUGGAUAAUCUGGGUCCUGCCAUGCUGCUCAGUGACAGGCUGACGUUUUUAGGAAAGUACCGUGAGUUUCACAGGCUUUAUGGUGAGAAUCGAUUCUCUGAUGCGGCCAAACUCCUGCUGUCGCUCAUGAUGGCGAAGAUCGCUCCACGCAGUCUGUGGAUGACCCUGCUGACUGACGCACUGCCACUGCUGGAGCAGGAGGAGGUGAUCUUCACAGUGGAUCAGACGUAUGAGCUCAUGUCCUGUCUGGAAGAGCUCAACUCAGGAACCAAAGACUCCAACCAGAUGGAGCAGGAGGAUGAUCUGGAGUCCACGAAGAUGGAGCUCUUGCGAGCGGCGUUGGCUCGUAAUCUCGCUACGGCCAUCGUCAAAGAGGGGACCGUAGAAACAUAAGUUCAUCUGAUCGUCCAGCUGUUUUUUUCUGUAUAUAAAUCUGAAGAAAUGUGACCUCUUUAAUAAAACCUUUUUGCAGUUUUUGCU